AUGGGUAGAAGGGUUCAAGAAUGGAAGGAUCAAGUUGACCUGUCUCAAACUUGUUCAUGUAAUGAUGAUGGAUUUGGAGAUAACCAUGGCCUACAGGUAAAGCCGUGUGACAGCGAUUGUGGAGGCUGCGGGUUCAUAUGUGCUUGCCAAUGCUGCAAACCUCGCCAACGUGCAAUAUAUGGGGGACUGGCCACGGGUGCAGUAGUGCUUGCGGUAGCGAUCGGCCUUGUUGUCUACUACAUCGUUACGCAUCAUGUUGCGGCCCUCAAGAAAGUUCGUGACUACGUCUCGAAUAAACUGUGGGGUCCCAGAAAAUUAAGAUUCAUCCCCAGAUCGGAGCUGGAUGCCCCCAAAAGUACGCAUAUUACUGAGGAGAUGGACAUUGACCCCUACUCUGCCUUCCCCUCCAAGGACCUCACAGAUUCGGGGUCCAAGUGGAAUCUGAAUAUCGCAAUAGCUGCCGUUUCACGGCGGUAG
Babesia ovata is the source of this 477-nucleotide messenger RNA. Its product is annotated as leucine-rich repeats and immunoglobulin-like domains 1-like protein. Lineage: Eukaryota; Apicomplexa; Aconoidasida; Piroplasmida; Babesiidae. The transcript has a single exon. The record is from RefSeq and is a predicted model, not a curated record. The coding region runs from base 1 to 477 and encodes 158 amino acids.